Messenger RNA from Sciurus carolinensis (gray squirrel), 369 nucleotides. RefSeq names its product 60S acidic ribosomal protein P1-like. The transcript has 3 exons. Gene Ontology annotation, cellular component: cytosolic large ribosomal subunit. The coding region runs from base 1 to 369 and encodes 122 amino acids. Gene Ontology annotation, molecular function: protein kinase activator activity; structural constituent of ribosome; ribonucleoprotein complex binding. The record is from RefSeq and is a predicted model, not a curated record. Lineage: Eukaryota; Metazoa; Chordata; Mammalia; Rodentia; Sciuridae. Gene Ontology annotation, biological process: cytoplasmic translation.
AUGAAAAACAAAUCAGAUCAAACAGAAAAAGUAACAGCAACAGGAGUGCCUAGUACAGCACUCGCAGUUAGCAUCGUGGCCUCUGUUUCCAAGCUGGCCUGCAUUUACUCUGCCCUCAUCCUGCACGAUGAUGAGGUGACCAUCACGGCCCUGGCCAAUGUCAACACUGGGAGCCUCGUUUGCAAGGUAGGGGCUGGUGGGCCUGCUCCAGCAGGGUGCGGCACCAGCAGGAGGUCCUGUCCCUCCACCACCACUGCCCCAGCUGAGAAGAAAGUGGAAGCAAAGAAAGAAGAAUCAGAGGAGUCUGAUGAUGACAUGGGCUUUGGUCUUUUUGGCCAUAUUCCUGUAACAUGUUCAAUAAAAAACUAA